GUUUCUUUCUUGCCCUUUAAAACCCCCUCACAUGCGUAUCGUGUUUAGAGAGAGAGGGAGAGAGAGACUUGUAGAGAGAGAGUGAGAGAGAGAGAGAGAGACAGGGAGACAGAGCAAUCAGGCAAGCAGCAAGGAGAGGUCAGGAUUUCUCUCGAAUCCACAAGAGGAAGAAGAGGAGGAGAAACGAAAGCAAGAAAUGGCCCCAAGGUCUGGCAGAGCAAAGGGCAACAAAACCAAGGCAGAUAAGAAGAAGAAAGAGGAGAAAGUUGUGCCCAGUGUUCUUGACAUCACUGUCAUCACCCCAUACGACACAAAACUUGUUCUCAAGGGCAUCUCAACUGAUAAAAUACUGGAUGUGAGGAGGCUACUUGCGGCCAAUGUGGGAACAUGUCAUCUCACCAACUACUCUUUAUCCCAUGAGGUUAAAGGACAUGGAUUGAAUGAUAGGUUGGAGGUUGUUUCUCUCAAGCCAUGUUUGCUGCGGAUGGUUGAAGAGGACUACACGGAGUCGCAGGCGUUGGCGCACGUGCGGAGGCUGGUGGACAUCGUGGCCGCCACGACCCGGGUCGCCAAACCCAAGGCCGCCGGAUCCAAGAAGACCGCCGCUGCCGGCGAGGCUCCAGUCUCUCCUCCUUCCAAUGGCGAAGUCCUCCGAUCAUCGGAGCCGUCGCCGUCGGCUUCGCCGGGUUCCCGGAGCUACGAAAUGGCGGCAAUUCAUCCCCUACCUAAGCUCUCCGAUUUCUACGAGUUCUUCUCUUUCUCUCACCUCUCUCCUCCAAUUCUACAUUUGGAGAAACUGCCGCUUAAGCAAGAGGAUCAAGGGCAAAAUGGCGAUUAUUUCCAAAUGCAGAUCAAGAUCUGCAACGGGAAGCUAAUAGAAGUAGUUGCAUCAGUAAAAGGGUUCUACACUUUGGGAAAACAAUCUCUACAGAGCCACUCUCUGGUGGAUCUUCUACAGCAGCUCAGCCAUGCUUUUGCCAAUACAUACGAAUUGUUGAUGAAAGCUUUUGUGGAACAUAAUAAGUUUGGUAACCUUCCAUAUGGUUUUCGUGCCAACACCUGGCUGGUUCCUCCAUCAGUUUCUGAUUCUCCAUCAAAGUUCCUGCCUCUUCCUGGAGAAGAUGAGAAUUGGGGUGGGAAUGGUGGAGGACAAGGAAGACAUGGUGAAUACGAUUCUAGACCAUGGGCGACAGAGUUUGCAAUAUUGGCAAGCAUGCCUUGUGGAACUGAGGAGGAAAGGGUGGUUCGAGACCGGAAAGCAUUUUUGCUUCAUAGCCUGUUUAUUGAUGUCUCAAUAUUCAAAGCUAUUUCCGCGAUACGCCAUUUAAUAGAGUCUUCAAUGAAGGCACAGAAAAAUUCAUUGAAUUCUCUUUCCGGUUUAAUCUUGCAUGAGGAUCGAGUGGGAGAUCUGUAUAUUAAAGUGCAACGAGAUGCAGGAGAUGCAAGCUUCAAAUCUGAAAUAAAAGUUAUUGAUAGCAAGUCAUUGAGUAUGUCUGCUGUCAAAGUUGCCGAAUGGAAUUUACUUAAAGGGGUAACUGCUGACGAAAGUGUGGUUAUUCGUGAUACGUCAUCUUUGGGGGUGGUUGUUGUGGGAUAUUGUGGAUACACUGCAACUGUAAAGGUUGUUGGUGAAGUGAAGAGAAAGUGCAUGACUGAAGAUAUAGUAAUUGAUGAUCAGCCUGAUGGAGGAGCUAAUGCUCUCAAUGUCAAUAGCUUAAGAUUUCGGCUUCAUGAGUCAUGUAAGGAUGACUUCUCUGGAGGAAGGCAGUUAUCUCAGUCUAAACUGGAUUCUCUUGAUAAUUCAAGAUCUCUGCCUCGUAGAGUGAUUAAGGAGAGUUUGAGGAAGUUAGACGAGAAAUCAGGUGCCUCUGAAAGUUCUAUCAGAUGGGAACUUGGUUCUUGUUGGGUGCAGCAUCUACAAAAGCAGGAAACACCUAGUGAUAACAGUUUGAGAAAUUCUCAGGAUGAUAAUGAGGCUGAUUUGGAAGUUAAAGGACUUGGGAAGCAAUUUAAAAGGCUGAAGAAGAGGGAAAAGAAACGAAAUAGCACGAGUUACACCAAUAAUAAUGAAAACGAUUCCUAUGCCAACAGCCUGGAUAUUGUACCCAGCACAGAGGAGAACAAUGGCAAGUCCAACAGUGAGACUGAGUUGAAGAACUUUAUUUCAGAAGAAUCUUUCUUGCGUCUGAAAGAAACUGGAACAGGUCUUCAUCUAAAGUCAGCAGAUGAACUCAUCAAGAUGGCAAAGAAGUAUUACAAUGAAAUUGCUUUGCCUAAGCUGGUAGCAGACUUUGGAUCACUUGAACUUUCUCCAGUUGAUGGACGCACUCUAACUGAUUUUAUGCAUCUAAGAGGAUUACAAAUGCGCUCUUUGGGUCGCGUGGUUGAACUUGCUGAGAAGCUUCCCCAUAUACAGUCGCUCUGUAUUCAUGAGAUGGUCACUCGAGCUUUCAAGCAUGUGCUUAAAGCCGUUGUUGCAUCAGUCAGUAAUGUGUCAGACUUAUCCACGGCAAUAGCUUCAUGCUUGAAUUUCUUGUUAGGGGGCUGCAGAGUAAAAGACAAUGAUCAUGACUUGCAUGAUGAUUCCGUCCUAAGAUUGCAGUGGUUGAGGACAUUUUUGGCCAAAAGAUUUGGGUGGAGGCUAAAGGAUGAGUUCCAAAACUUAAGGAAGCUAUCAAUUCUUCGAGGACUAUGCCAUAAGGUUGGAUUAGAGUUGCUUACAAAAGAUUAUGAUAUGGAAAGCACAAACCCUUUUAAGAAGUCUGAUAUUAUUAGCAUGGUUCCAGUCUGUAAACAUGUAGGAUGUUCUUCUGCUGAUGGGCGGACUCUAUUAGAGUCAUCUAAGAGUGCGCUAGACAAAGGAAAGCUAGAAGAUGCUGUCAACUUUGGAACGAAGGCAUUGGCGAAGAUGAUAGCUGUUUGUGGUCCUUAUCAUCGAACAACUGCAAGUGCAUACAGUCUAUUGGCUGUCGUUCUUUACCACACUGGAGACUUCAAUCAGGCAACAAUAUACCAACAGAAGGCUUUGGAUAUCAACGAGAGGGAACUUGGGCUUGACCAUCCAGAUACAAUGAAAAGCUAUGGCGAUCUUUCUGUCUUUUACUAUCGCCUCCAACACAUUGAAUUGGCUUUGAAGUAUGUCAACCGUGCCUUGUUCCUUCUUCAUUUUACAUGUGGACUCUCACAUCCAAAUACAGCUGCAACUUAUAUAAAUGUUGCUAUGAUGGAAGAGGGCAUGGGAAAUGUUCAUGUUGCUCUCAGAUACCUGCAUGAAGCCCUUAAAUGCAAUCAACGAUUACUAGGAACAGAUCACAUACAGACUGCUGCCAGUUAUCAUGCUAUUGCAAUAGCCCUUUCAUUGAUGGAAGCAUAUUCCCUCAGUGUGCAACAUGAGCAAACAACAUUGCAGAUUCUUCAAGCCAAAUUGGGACCAGAAGAUCUUCGAACUCAGGAUGCUGCUGCAUGGCUUGAAUAUUUUGAAGCAAAAGCCUUAGAGCAGCAAGAAGCGGCACGGAAUGGUACUCCAAAGCCAGAUGCAUCCAUUGCAAGUAAAGGCCACCUUAGUGUGUCAGAUCUCCUUGACUAUAUAAAUCCUGAUCAAGAUUCAAAGGGAAGUGAAGUGCAGAGGAAAAGGCGUUCAAAGGUAUUGCAGCUUAGUGGCAAAUCCCAGCAAGUGCAGGAUGAUUCAAUGGCCAGUGACAGUGUGACUCAUCUUGAUACAGAAGAGGCCACAGUGAUAGUAGAAACCAACAUGGAAGAGGAUAAGCCUGGAAUUGUUCUCAGUAAAGAACCUGAGUGCAGCAAUAUCUCUAGGAUUGAUCCUACGGUUUGCUGUGAAGUUGUCCAAGAAAUUAACUCUGAUGAAGGAUGGCAGGAUGCCAAUUCCAAAGUCCGGUUUGGAAAUGGCUCUGGCCGUAAGUUUGGUCGCAGACGCCCCACUCUCGCUAAGCUAAAUAUCAACAGUUCUGAACACUCUAAUUUUAGAGACAGCAGUUACAGGAGAGAAUCGAUGUUGCUGGAACAAAAAACAAUGCCAAAGACAUCUUCAACGGAACCAUUGUUAUCGAAGCAUCCAAAUGCUGUUGCCAGUCCGGGUGCCAGAGAGGAUUCAAGUAAAGUGCAGCCAAAGACUCCCUCUGCCAGAAUUUCCUCAAUCUCAGUUACCAAAGUUUUGCCCAGUCCUGCCUCGCUCACUACCAUGGCUUCAAAAUCUGUAUCAUACAAAGAAGUAGCUCUUGCACCUCCAGGUACAGUUACAAAGCCUUUGCUAGAGAACGUAGGAGAAAUAACUGUUGAAACUAAUACAGACAUCAGUAGUCCACCCCAGAUGCCAAAUGAGGAUGGAAGCAACAGAGGUGCUGUAGAAGCAGCAAUGCAAGAUAAUGAAGUCACAAAAGAUGUAAAUGAAAGUGGUACUCAGGUGGAAAUUUCUGUCUCGGAACUAGAGGGGAUUCCCUGCUCAACUAAUCUGGAAAAACCUGCAGAAAUAAAUGGAAGCAAGCUUUCAGCUGCAGCCAAACCAUUCAAUCCAGGGACCUUUCCUUUCACUCAACCAUUAAAUUUUGUUGCUGCAACAAGUGUUUAUGAUGUUAUUGCCAGCCAAGACAUGCUCGCAGAACCGGUAGGAUUCCCCCCAGUUGCAGCUAGAGUUCCUUGUGGCCCUAGAUCGCCUCUAUAUUAUAGGGCUACCCAUUCGUUCCACCUGAAACCUGGACUUCCAAAAUAUCACAGCAGCAUGACAGAACGAGGUGGAAUCUGUUCAAAAAUCAUGAACCCAAAUGCACCAGAAUUUGUUCCCAGAAGGGCUGGCAGUACGAGUCCAGGAAGUGAUGAUUCAGAAGAUUCAGCUGAUGCAAAUAUUUUGGUUACUAUCGGUAAGGAGUUUUCUGCAGAAGAAAAGUUUACCAAGAAGGUUGGUAACGAAGUUAAAGAUGGCGGCAAAUUGAAGAAAAGCAGUUCAGAUGCAGAGAAGUCAGAGAUAGCAAGGCAGAUACUGCUUAGCUUCAUUGUGAAAUCAGUUAAACAGAAUAUGGAUCCCGAAAAGGAGCCUGCAGUCAGCAAGAAGAAGUUCGACUACUCAGAAAAUUCUUCUGAAGCAAUUGCGAAUGACGGUGCAAUCAUAAAAAUUCUUCACGGGAAUGAAGGUAAGCCAGCCCUGGUUUCUGAAACUAGUGAGCAGACAAGAACAGCAGAGACAAACAAGAACAAGAAUGGUGACAGCGAAGGUUUUGUGAUUGUUACAAAGAGGAGAAGGAAUAGACAGCAGUUCACCAAUGGGGUAAGAGGCUUGUACAAUCAGCAAUCUAUAUGUGCUUCUGUCCGUUAAUGCCAGCAAAAAGAGAACCCAAAAAUGGAAGUUUCAAGCAAAAAGGGAUGUUGAGGUGUUCCUCUGUUUGUUCCAAGUAUGACACAGAUCUCUUCAAAUCACAGUUCUAACACGGUAGAAAUGAUUUGAGGUAAAACGAAGGAGGAGGGAGGGAGGGUUUGAAAUGCCAACAAGAAGUUUGGUUGUAUCCAUGAAAAGACCAACUUCAGAUGUUUUCCUGGAGAUGGAUUUCUUAUCUCCGAUGGAGAGGUUUUCCUUUUAUUAAUAAAUAAAAGAAGUUAAGUUUUAUCCA
This is a messenger RNA of Diospyros lotus (date-plum), 5618 nucleotides long. RefSeq names its product protein REDUCED CHLOROPLAST COVERAGE 3. Gene Ontology annotation, biological process: organelle organization. Gene Ontology annotation, molecular function: protein binding. The record is from RefSeq and is a predicted model, not a curated record. Lineage: Eukaryota; Viridiplantae; Streptophyta; Magnoliopsida; Ericales; Ebenaceae. The transcript has 24 exons. The coding region runs from base 197 to 5326 and encodes 1709 amino acids. Gene Ontology annotation, cellular component: cytoplasm.